Messenger RNA from Scomber scombrus (Atlantic mackerel), 4200 nucleotides. Its product is annotated as protein NLRC3-like. Gene Ontology annotation, molecular function: protein binding. Lineage: Eukaryota; Metazoa; Chordata; Actinopteri; Scombriformes; Scombridae. The record is from RefSeq and is a predicted model, not a curated record.
AUGUCACAGAGGGAACCAAGCGGCCCCAGUAAAGCAGACCCCCCCGAAGAGAAAAUAGAGGCAAGGCCUUAUUCUCCAAUAUACCCUAAAUUGGACGUCACACCUCCCCCAUAUCCGACAGUACAAACACAGAUGCCUCUUAUGUACGUCCACGAAGGAGUAAUGGACAUGUCUGAGGUAGGAGGUGAAGAAUAUAGAGCAGUGAGACACCGAUUGAGAGCAGUAGGACAGGACGGUAUUGCCACCAUGAAGGAACUGACGAGGCAAAUUGAGGAGAGCAUAGUGGAAGCAAAGGAAGAGACAAGCAGGGUAAUAGGGGAACAUAUUGAGAGCAGGGAGAGGCAGAGACAGGGGAGACCGUUACUUAUGGAACAGCCGAAAGCCCAAUCCACCCCAGUUGAGGGACCAGGGUGGGGAACAAAAGAACCACACCUAUCUAGUCAGCAAGGAGAGGAGGGGUUCGCAGACAGACAUCAUAGACAGUUGACAGAGGAAUUGAACAGGGGACAAGUGGCGGUCAACCAGGGCACCAGGGCACCCCCACCUCAGCCAGCAGGACCAUCCUUCCAGGCCCUGUAUGCACCAGUAGCCCCUGCACAAGGGCAGUAUCCCCAGACUAUGAUGGGGGAAAAGGGGUAUGACUACUGCAAGGGUCCGAGGACUCAGGAACAUGUAGGGUUGGCAGAUCCCUACAUUCCAAAUGGUUGGAGCUGUAAAGGGGGACCCCGAGAGGCAGAGCCCGCCUACAACAGACUGGGUCCUACUGAAAGUCAUCAAGCGGAAGUGGUCAGAGCCAAGGUGGACCGGACCAUUCAAGGUGGUGGAAAGGACAUCGCACGCACUCAGGCUGCAAGGAAAGGGAGACAGCUGGUAUCACUGGAGCCAGUGUGCUGCCACAGACCCUCCAAUCAGGACUUUAGAUCAGAUAAGACAAAGGAGGAAUUGAUUGUCACCGCAAUUGAAGGAAAGGUUCCUCCUCCUUACCAGAUGCCACAGUUGGAGAUGGAAGUGAUGGCGUUGGUGGCGGGGGAAGGAUAUCGUCUUACUGGUUUACCUCCCAGACCCCAGAGGAUGAAGGAAGAGGAGGAAGAGGAGGACGGAGCAGAGUCUCUAAUAUCCAACUGUCUGUCUAUGAAGAGUGACUGGUCUAAACCUGAACCUCCAUACUUCAGUAAUGAACCUGGACCCUCAGACACAAAUGUUACUGGUUUACCUCUCAGACUCCAGAAGAUGGAGGAAGAGGAGGAAGAGGAGGAAGGAGCAGAGUCUCUAAUAUCCAGCUGUCUGUCUAUGAAGAGUGACUGGUCUAAAGAACAUCCUCCAAAGUUCAGUAACGAACCUGGACCCUCAGACACAAAGAAGAGGAGGGCUGUUUCUGUGGAGGAGCAGCUGUCCUGCUGUUCUUUGUGUCAGGACAUCCUGAAGGAUCCAGUCUCUACCAGCUGUGGACACUGGUUCUGCCGACAGUGCAUCACCUCAUACUGGGACCAGUAUGCUUCAUCAGGAGACUUCUCCUGUCCCCAGUGUGCAGAAAGAUCCAGAACCAGACCUGGACUGCAGACAGACAGUCAGACCAGCACUGUACAAACAGAAAGUGGUCUGCAGGAGGUUUUAGGUGAACAUCAGAUCAGUCUGAGCAGCACAUGUGAAUGUGUGACUCAAGGAACUGAUGAAGCAGGAAGUGAAAUCCUCCUCAUCAGCAUCUUCACUGAGGUCUACAUCACAGAGGGACAGAGGGAAGAGGUUAAUACCCAACAUGAGGUGAGGCAGCUUGAAACAGCUUCCAAGAUGAAGACCCUCCAUGACGCUCCAAUCAAGUGUCAGGACAUCUUUAAAGUCUUACCUGACCAACAGAAACACAUCAGAGUGGUUCUGAUGAACGGCGUCGCUGGUGUUGGAAAAACCUUCUCAGUGCUGAAGUUCACUCUGGACUGGGCACAGCGCUCCGAAAACCAAGAUAUCAGUCUGCUGAUUCUGUUCUCGUUCAGGUCGCUGAACUUGAUCAAAGAUGAACAGUACAGUCUGCUCAUGCUGAUCCAUGUUUUCUAUCCAACAUUACAGAAGCUCACAGCAGAGAAGCUCGCUGUCUGUAAAGUUUUGUUCAUCUUUGACGGCCUGGAUGAAAGCAGACUUUCACUGGAUUUCAACAACAGUGAGGUCGUGUCUGAUGUCACACAGAAGUCAUCAGUCAACGUGCUGCUGACAAACCUCAUUAAGGGGAAGCUGCUUCCAUCUGCUCUCAUCUGGAUAACUUCCCGACCUGCAGCAGCCAAUCAGAUCCCUCCUUCAUGUGUGGACAGGGUAACAGAAGUACGAGGCUUCACUGACGCCCAGAAGGAGGAGUACUUCAGGAGGAGAUUCAGUGAUGAAGAGCAGUCCAGCACAAUCAUCUCACACAUCAAGACAUCCAGGAGUCUCCACAUCAUGUGUCACAUCCCAGUCUUCUGCUGGAUCACUGCUACAGUUCUGGACCACAUGUUGACUACAGAGUCGAGAGGAGAGCUGCCCAAGACCCUGACUGACAUGUACUCACACUUCCUGCUGGUUCAGACAAAGAGGAAGAAGAAGAAGUAUGAUGAAGGACAUGAGACGAGUCCACAGGAGCUGACAGAGGCUGACAGGAAACUUCUUCUGAAGCUGGGGAGGCUGGCGUUUGAACAACUGGAGAAAGGAAACAUCAUGUUCUACCAAGAAGACCUGGAGCAGUGUGGUCUUGAUGUCACAGAGGCCUCGGUGUUAUCAGGAUUUUGUACACAGAUCUUCAAAAGAGAGAAUGUGAUCUUCCAGAAAACAGUCUACAGCUUUGUUCAUCUGAGCGUUCAUGAGUUUCUGGCUGCAGUCUACAUGUACCACUGUUACACCAGCAGCAACACAGAGGUACUGAAGGACUUCCUGGUAGAAUCAAAACCAAAGUCUUUCUUCAAGAAGAUUUCAACUCAGUUCAGAAACAACGAUAGCCGUGACUCCUCCCUCAGAAACAACCCACCUGACAGUCAUUAUGAUUUCACAUCUCUGGAUGACUUCCUGAAGAAAGCCAUGCUGAAAUCUCUGGACAGUGAAAAUGGCCACCUGGACCUGUUUGUCCGCUUCCUUCAUGGCCUCUCUCUGGAGUCCAACCAGAGUCUCUUAGGAGGCCUGCUGGGUCAGACAGACAGCAGUCCAGAAACCAUCCAGAGAGUCAUCAAGAACCUGAAGAAGAUGAACAAGGAGGAUAUCUCUCCUGACAGAAGCAUCAACAUCUUCCACUGUCUGACGGAGAUGAACGACCGCUCAGUACAUCAGGAGAUCCAAAAGUUCCUGAAGUCAGAGAACAGAUCAGGGAAGAGACUCUCUGUGUUUGACUGCUCAGCUCUGGCCUACAUGCUGCAGAUGUCAGAGGAGGUUCUGGAUGAGUUUUACAUGUGGAGUUACAACACAUCAGAGGAGGGACGACAGAGACUGAUCCCAGCUGUGAGGAACUGCAGAAAGGCUCAACUUUAUGACUGUGGACUCUCAGAGACUCACUGUGAAGUUUUGGCCUCAGCUCUGAAGUCCAACCCUCAUCUGACAGAUCUGGACCUGAGUGGAAACUACCUGUCUGAUUCAGCAGUGAAGCGUCUGUCUGCUGGACUGAAGAGUCCAAACUGUAGACUGAAGGCUCUGAGACUUUCUGAAUGUGGACUCUCAGAGACUCACUGUGAAGUUUUGGCCUCAGCUCUGAAGUCCAACCCUCAUCUGACAGAUCUGGACCUGAGUAACAACAAGCUGUCUGAUUCAUCAGUGAAGCAUCUGUCUGCUGGACUGGAGAGUCCAAACUGUAGACUGAAGACUCUGAGGUGUAAUAUGGUCAGGUCAUUAGUUUCAUUAGUGUUUGUGAACAACUUUCUGACUGUGGACUCUCAGAGGCUCACUGUGAAGUUGGCCUCAGCUCUGAAGUCCAACCCUCAUCUGACAGAUCUGGACCUGAGUAACAACAAACUGUCUGAUUCAUCAGUGAAGCGUCUGUCUGCUGGACUGGAGAGUCCAAACUGUAGACUGGAGACUCUGGGGUCAAUUGAGGUGGUGCAGUUUGUCAGAGAUCAGCUGUGCUUAUCUUGCCUCAGCUCUGAAGUCCAACCCCUCCCAUCUGAGAGAGCUGGAUCUGAGACUUAACAACCUGAAGGAUUCAGAUGUGAAGCUGCUGUCUGAUCUUCAGCAGAGUCCAGACUGCAGACUGGAGAC